AGUAGAAUGUUUUAUUUUAAUUUAUUCCUCCUUAACAACAUUUUCUUUUGGGGAAAUGUUAUCCCUGUUGUAGGACAAUUUGAUAUGACUAUUUACAAGAAAAUGCCGCCACUUUAUCAGUUCGAUGACUACGAUCAAUGUCUUCAAGUUGAAAACAGCCACUCCCAUACGAAGCCGACGUAUUGUGUCGUAUACGCGGAAGUUGUUGUAAAUGAAUCUUCGAGUCUUUGGAAUGAAAUAUCCAGGUUCUCUACAGACGAUAAACAUCACUUCAGACACGAUCACUUGUUUUUCGGAAUGUGCCUAGAACGCUGUAAGAAACUGUUGCAGCCAUUCGCCAAAUUUCGUCUGAACGAGUUGUCGGGAAGUGGAGAAAUUCGCGACAUUGAGCUUCUUAACUACUACAUUAACGUGCAUAAACGGGAAACUGACAACCGCAUUCAGUAUGGGAAAAUCUUCAGAAGUUGUCUUAAUUACGAGUUCCAACAUAAUUAUGGGUUGCGAUUGCGUGCAAGCAUUGAAUACUGCGAGCAAGCGAAUACAACAUUGAAACAUGAUGCAUUAGACAUUGUUGCUUAUGCCAUUUUCGGCAUUAUCACUUUGGCCUCAAUCUCUUCAACCAUAUACGAUUAUCGUUUGAAAACCAAGCAGUCCGUAAAUAAUCGAAAUGAAGAGUUUUAUAAAAAUUCACUUGAAAGUCCAGCCCAACAACUAUUCAGCUCAUUUUCGAUUUGUCGCAAUUUUUAUCGGUUAACCGCGUCGUCGAAAACUCGCAGCCAAACCGCAACAGACCUCCAAUUUUUCGAUGGCUUGCGAGUAUUAGGAGUAUUUCUGGUAUUAUUUGCGCACUCUUUAAUACUUUUCAUGGCCAUACAGGUUGAAAAUCCUGAAUUCUUCGAGAAGUUUUUCUAUCGUCCGGAAACAGCCAUAAUUGAAAAUGGCGCAGCUAUAAUUCAAAUAUUUUUUGUUAUGAGCGGAUUUCUAUUAUAUGUGAAUUUUAUCGAAAGAAAUUUCGUUACCACCGACACCAGCAUAAGCAAUUGUAUUAUUGUUUACUUCAAAAUUUUCUUUCACAGAUAUUUCAGGCUUUUACCAUCACUAGCAAUGCUAAUUCUCUUCAAUUCAUCUAUACUUGUGCGUCUACAAAAUGGACCAUUUUGGAGGCAUUAUGUGGAAGCAGAACGCGUCUUUUGUCGCGAAUAUUGGUGGCAGAAUGGUUUCUUCGUUAAUAAUUACCUGCUGCAGGAGAGUUGCUCUCACCAUACCUGGUAUCUUGCUGCUGACAUGCAACUUUUCGAACUAUUUCUUAUUGUGUUAAUCAUCGUAAGCAAAUUUCCCAAACUUCGUAGAGUUAUAUACGCCAUCCUCUUAGUAUUGACCUUUACGGUAACAGGAUUUAUUACAUACUUUUUGAAACUUAAACCUAUAUACCAUACGAAUCCAGAAAACUACCGUUAUAUGUUUUUCCGCAACGCUGAAACCUUUUACCAGGCAUACACGCCGUUUUACACAAAUAUUGGUGGCUACUUUUUCGGCUUCAUAACUGCUGAGUUGUAUAUGAAGUUACGAAAGUAUUCCAAACAAUAUCGUGGGUUAGUGCGAUACGAACUCAGUUGGUGGCUAUUAUUCCCAAUGGCUUUUGGUUUACUUUUUGGCGGAGCCUUUUUUAUGUCGUUCGAAUUUGAAAACCCUUCAAUUUGGGUAGCUCUUUUUGCCAGCUUGUAUCGGAAUAUAUGGGUUUUAAUAUGUUGUGCAGUAGUUUUUGGGAUGUGCCUCAAGUUGGGAUGGAUCGCUUAUGAAUUCUGCUGCCUACCCUUUCUUCGGGUAUUUUCAAAAAUUUCAUAUCAAGCCUAUCUCUGGCACCUGGUCGUCUUGCGUUUAAUGGGCGGUUACUAUAGGAAACCAAUUUAUAUAAAUCGCUUUUAUUUGAUUGGCCAGAUUAUAAUAGCAUUUUUUCUUACGCAACUGGUUGCUUUUGUUUUUGCAUUGUUUGUGGAGUAUCCAGUCGCAGAAAUAAUUAAAUAUUCACUACCAUAUUACAAACGUGAGAGGCAAGAAAGAAAAAAAGACAUUUAUAGCUUAAACUAAAUUACAUCCGUAUUGUACAUAAGUGAAAAUGUAUAACGUAAAAAUAAAGAGCACGCAUUGCACAUA
Molecule: messenger RNA, 2154 nt
Organism: Anastrepha obliqua
Lineage: Eukaryota; Metazoa; Arthropoda; Insecta; Diptera; Tephritidae
Product: nose resistant to fluoxetine protein 6
Exons: 11
Coding region: 7-2088 (693 amino acids)
Molecular function (GO): acyltransferase activity, transferring groups other than amino-acyl groups
Source: RefSeq, a predicted model, not a curated record